This is a messenger RNA of Cavia porcellus (domestic guinea pig), 1040 nucleotides long. RefSeq names its product placenta-expressed transcript 1 protein. Gene Ontology annotation, biological process: positive regulation of cell migration; wound healing, spreading of epidermal cells; negative regulation of cell-matrix adhesion. The record is from RefSeq and is a predicted model, not a curated record. NCBI's taxonomy places the organism in Eukaryota, Metazoa, Chordata, Mammalia, Rodentia, Caviidae. Gene Ontology annotation, cellular component: apical plasma membrane; external side of plasma membrane. The transcript is spliced from 2 exons. The coding region runs from base 74 to 463 and encodes 129 amino acids.
AGACUCUCAAGGAGAGUCCAUCGUGAUCAGCAGUCCCGGUGUUAGACUCCACACUUGGCAAACCUCGAAGGCUAUGGCAGGCCUCCGCUCUGUGUUUCUGUCACUGGGGCUAUUACUGUACCUCGGACUACACUUUUCUCUUGCCAACUCUACAACCAGCACCACAGAAACUAGUACCACGCCAGAAGCCAGCAACAUCUCCACAGAUACAACUACACCCUCAAUCACAACAGCCACAACCACAGCCCAAACCAACACAUCCCUAAACGAGACCACAACAGAAAAUGAGACCCUGACAGGCCAGACCGAGUCCACAACCCAGACCAAGCCGACAGCCCCCACCACGGCCACAGCCCAAAAUGAGACCACAACCAAAAGUCUGGCUGUGCGAGCUUUCAGCAGCCCGAUGGCAGGCGCCAUUCACAUCCUGCUCGUUUUUCUAACCAGCAAGCUCCUCUUCUAAGCAAAACAAGGAGAGCAAUUGCUCGACUUCCUGGACAGCCUCCCACGCUGAGGCCAGGGCUUAACUCCGGGUGGAUGAAGGCUUCACAUUCUCAGGUGGUGCCACUCCAUUUGCGCUGUCUCAGGCCAAGGCCUGGGGCACUCCUCGUGGGCGUGGCUCACAGCAAUGUUCAGCUGGAUCUUCCCGAAGACAAAGGAUGCUUUUUGUAAAUGCACAGACCUGGCCCAGUGAUAGCCUGGCAUCCCGCCUCUGAGUGUACCAUCUGACGGUCAAUGGGAACUUCUGAUCACAGCCAAGGGGUUCCUCCCUACUUUUGGAAGAAGACUCUUUCCUUACAAUCAAGAUGAUCUGAUCGCAGAUUUCUGACCAAAACCCACUCAGAUGACACAGAAUCCCUGUGACUGUGUGACUCAAGAAGAAGGGAGAAAUAGCUUUGAGGGAACGGCAGCUUCCUGUCUUAUCCCUGAGAGCAGAUCCCAACGAGCAAGGGAUAGGACGGUGCUGUUUCUGAGCAGCCAAUGACAGGAAGAAUUACGAGCUUUGUUCUAAGUCCAAAUAAAUGAUGCUUGAAAUAAGA